Molecule: messenger RNA, 2890 nt
Organism: Helicoverpa armigera (cotton bollworm)
Lineage: Eukaryota; Metazoa; Arthropoda; Insecta; Lepidoptera; Noctuidae
Exons: 2
Coding region: 272-1156 (294 amino acids)
Source: RefSeq, a predicted model, not a curated record
GGUAGCGGUACUCGCGACCCUGGCGACCCGGCCACCGCCCGCACAUGCGCACUGCGCGCUACCCACCACACAAAUCACAAAAUGACGCCGCCGGACAACGCUACGUAAUAACUCGCUCAAAAUAUUCCAGACAAACCCACAAAAGUGAAAAUUAUAAAUCCAUUUACCACAAUCUUCGGAUAUUGUUUAACUAAAUCGUGCAGUACGCGAAUAGACACGCACGCACGCGCGCUUCUGUGUCAAAACAAACCAGUGCUUUUGCGAUGUAAACAUGAACGAACGUAAGAUCUUGCUUUUUAUAUUAGCCGUGAUCGUUUAUAGCAUCUACAGUGUUCAAAUGUGGUUUACGAAACGAAAUGUUGAAGCGAACGUUGUACUGCCCGAGAAGAUUGCUGAGCCUACUAUCACUUCUGAAGAACAUCAAAAAACUCCAGAAAUCCAGCCGCUCGCGUUAAAACCUGUUGUGAAACCAAAAGUCAUUCCACUAUUUAUAAAAGACGGGUGUAGCAUUUUCCAAGUGUUCACUGAAAAACCGAUCGUGACGAAACGCAAACAUAAACAUCAUGGUUUGAGCACUGAUAAUAACACCGUCACAGUUAUUGGCAUCACCGUAUUCCUCUUAGUGCUGUUGCUCAACGCUAUACUAGAUGUACUCAAAGUAAAGGAAGAAGAACGAGCAAGAAGGAAGCUCAACCCUGACGGAGAAAGAAGGCAAUCGUUAGCAGAAUUUGCUAAUAAAAAAACACUGCGAAGAGAAUCAAGCAAGUUUGGGCUGCAGCUUUUUCAAAUUGCCGAAUCUAUUGUGAAUACGGAAGAAGAAGAGAAGAAGAAUAGCAGUCGCCAAACUAGGCCAUAUAAAAGGGGAGAUUCUACUAAUUCGUACCUAAGCGAAACACACAGGAAAUCUCAGGAGGGUUCAGCCCCGGCGUCUAUCGCGGAGACCCCAGCAGGAGAUCCGAGACUCGUCAAAAGGCAAUCCGUAGCCAAGCUCUUUGGAGCUCGUCCAGUGCCGAUGGUGCGUCGUUCCUCAUUCCCUGCUCUGCCUCUCAACCCUGAGGUUCAGGCGCUGAUGUUGGGUCAUCGACAGACUUCAUUCGACAGUGAUGACGAGGGAGAUGGCAAAGGACGCCGUGUCAGAAUUAUACGUAGAUUCUAAGUUCUUUUAAACCCGUGAGAUAUCCAAAAAUAUGUGACUUGUAACUCAUUAUGAAUCUACUCAUUCAUGACGAGAUGUUUUCCCCCGGUUUCAACCGGGUCCCGUGGGAACUACUGCCCGUAUUGAGAUAAAAUAUUGCAUUAUGUUACUUGCAGAUAAUGUAGCUUACUAAUGGUAAAAGAAUUUUUAAAAUCGGUCAUGUAGUUUUUGAGUUUAUUAUUACAAACAAACAAUAUUUUUGUCUUUGUAAUAUUGGUAAAAUGAAAAUGUAACUAUUUAAGAUACAGAGCCCUACCUUAGCCAAUGUGAGCAUGACAAGUAUACAAUACCAUCUCGGUAUGAAAGUUUGUAUGAUUUUGAAUGAGGUAAUGUAUGUUGACGUAUUUUAUUCUAGUCUUUUUGCCAAUCGCCUAAUUUAUAGUUCAGUGAUUUCUAGAGUAUUUUUACGUACUUAUUAAUGUAAACAAAGUUGUAGUAAAUUGGUGAUUAUUUGUUAUUGAUGAUGAUAUUUUUUGUCACGCUGACAAUAAUUUAAUUAAGUUCACAAUAGGUGGCCGAAAUAGAUGCAGUUGUUAUUUUUUAGACAUGAGCAAUUCUUUAGUUUUUGAGUAAAAAAAUCAUAGAACAAAUAAUUAGAUCGUGAAUUAUAUUUACACAAUUAAAUAAUGUAUACAUACAUAUUAUUAGAUUUAACUUUAUCUUAAUCCCUAUCUGCACCAAAAUGUAAAUUGUGAUUAACCAAAAGUUUUAUAUAGUUUUAAGGAUUUUGGCAAAACAAUGAAAAUUGACUACGAAAUUUAAAAUUUUGCUUAAGAAAUUAUUAUUAUACCUAAUACGUAAAUAUUAGUGAAGCAGAGGAUUUAUAAUACUAGUCAAGAAUUCCAAAAAUAUAGCCUUAGUGGUGUGAACGUUGAUUCUUCUGUCGACUGAACCUAGACUUUAAAUUAUAGACUUAUCACUUAUUUCAAAGACUAUCAACACCUAUUCUAUUACUAGAAGUAAAAAAAAUCUCUAUACAAUGAUUAUCAUUUUGAUGAGAUUCUAUCAAACAAUUUCUUAAACUAGGAAACGUAGAUUAAAAUAGUGCAUCAUCGAAACUUAUCAUAAACUACCUCUUCUGUUGUGAAUGGUCUAAUUUUCACUCAUUCAUUGAAUACACUUGCCAGCAGUAAAUCUGAGUCAGGACAAAAUUAACCACCGAUUUUUUUUCUUCACAGGUCACUGCGUUUUAGGACUUAGUACAGUAUUUAUUAAUAGUAAUGUGACCAUGACCUACUCGGUUUUAAUGCUCGCAAGUGUACUAUAGGACAUUGAUGUAUCGCCUAAUAUCUAGCGAGUUGAAUGGAAUACAUCGUAGAAAAUUGCAAAAAAUAUAGAAAAGCGAAUGGAAAAAUGUAAGAGCUUUAAGAGUAACGAAAAAGUGAUUUAAAGAUUUUAGAGAGAAAUUGAAAAUGUAAGUAUAUGAAUGAAUAAAAAUGUCUAAAUCUUUUACAAUAAAAUCCAUGAUUUCGAAAGGUAUUUAUUCUGAAGUGAUGUGAUUCAUCUCAUUAAAUAUACUUCAAAGUCUGAUCUAUUUGUGCUGAAUGUGUGAUACUUGUGUAUGUACCUACCUAUUGAAUAGAUUAAUGGUCACCAUGUGACCUGUUUUGUAUAGCACCUUUUUAUUAAUAAUAUCAAAAUAUAAAUUACAAUUGAUGUAGUUUUUUCUUGAAAUAUAUGAAAAUUAUGAAUUUG